Messenger RNA from Lycium ferocissimum, 513 nucleotides. RefSeq lists its product as uncharacterized. NCBI's taxonomy places the organism in Eukaryota, Viridiplantae, Streptophyta, Magnoliopsida, Solanales, Solanaceae. Bases 1 to 513 code for a protein of 170 amino acids. Gene Ontology annotation, molecular function: nucleic acid binding. The transcript has a single exon. The record is from RefSeq and is a predicted model, not a curated record.
AUGAUUGAUAACUACAAAGAUUGGCAUGAACAAUUGCCUUAUGCAUUGCUGGGAUACCGUACUACGGCCAGGACCUCGACUGGAGCCACUCCGUACCUGUUGGUGUAUGGCACCGAAGCAGUGAUACCAGCCGAGGUAGAAAUCCCUUCGCUUCGGAUAAUACAAGAAGCUGAGUUGGACGAUGCGGAGUGGAUCCGUAAAAGGUAUGAGCAGCUGGCUCUAAUAGAUGAAAAGAGGAUGAUCGUUGUUUGCCAUGGUCAAUUGUACCAGCAGAGAAUGGCGCGUGCUUUCAACAAGCGUGUGAGAACUCGGGUGUUUCAGAUUGGGCAAUUAGUACUCAAACGAAUAUUCCCUAAUCAAGAAGAAUACAAAGGGAAGUUCGCACCAAACUGGCAAGGGCCUUAUAUGGUACGAAAAGUGCUGUCAGGAGGAGCCGUGGUCCUUGCUGAAAUGGAUGGUCAAGAGUGGCCAAAAGCGAUAAAUUCAGAUGCCAUCAAAAGAUACUACGUGUGA